Molecule: messenger RNA, 520 nt
Organism: Salvelinus namaycush (lake trout)
Lineage: Eukaryota; Metazoa; Chordata; Actinopteri; Salmoniformes; Salmonidae
Product: histone H2A
Exons: 1
Coding region: 12-398 (128 amino acids)
Cellular component (GO): nucleosome
Molecular function (GO): protein heterodimerization activity; structural constituent of chromatin; DNA binding
Source: RefSeq, a predicted model, not a curated record
AAGCUAGCAAUAUGAGCGGAAGAGGCAAAACCGGAGGAAAGGCCAGGGCGAAGGCGAAGACACGUUCAUCCCGUGCAGGACUCCAGUUCCCCGUGGGCCGUGUGCACAGGCUGCUGCGCAAAGGCAACUACGCCGAGCGUGUGGGCGCUGGCGCACCAGUGUACCUGGCCGCAGUGCUCGAGUACCUGACUGCUGAGAUCCUGGAGUUGGCCGGCAACGCUGCCCGUGACAACAAGAAGACUCGUAUCAUCCCCCGUCACCUGCAGCUGGCCGUCCGUAACGACGAGGAGCUGAACAAACUGCUUGGCGGCGUGACCAUCGCUCAGGGUGGUGUGCUGCCCAACAUCCAGGCAGUGCUGCUCCCCAAGAAGACUGAGAAGGCCGUCAAAGCCAAGUAAAAUCCCUACUGCGGCUGCAACUUGACUACUUAACCCCCCAAAAGGCUCUUUUAAGAGCCAACCACCUAGCUCAUCAAAAGCGCAAAGUGUCCUUUGUAUGCCACUUACAGGGCACCGUAUCA